Messenger RNA from Leptonychotes weddellii (Weddell seal), 1597 nucleotides. It is a transcript of the gene ZNF517, whose product is annotated as zinc finger protein 517. The record is from RefSeq and is a predicted model, not a curated record. Gene Ontology annotation, molecular function: DNA-binding transcription factor activity, RNA polymerase II-specific; RNA polymerase II cis-regulatory region sequence-specific DNA binding. Gene Ontology annotation, biological process: regulation of transcription by RNA polymerase II. Lineage: Eukaryota; Metazoa; Chordata; Mammalia; Carnivora; Phocidae.
GAAGCGGACUGCCUGCGCCCCGGCGCAGGUCCCUCGCGGUCCCGUAUGGCGGCCUGGGAUGAGUAGGCUCUGGCCGUGGGGCGGGGAGCGGAGUAGGACCCUUGCUGAGCACAUGCCGUGUGUCGGGCCCUCCCCCAGGCUCUGGGGUUACAGCAUGAAUAACCAGACUGCAGGUCUUAUCUCAUGGGGGAAGGCGGAGAAGAAGCAAGGACCCUGGAAUGGCGGGGCCACUUGCGACGCCCACACUCCAGAUAGCCCCAGACAGCAGGGUUUGUGGUUGCAGGAGGCCAUUGUGUUUGAGGACGUGGCCGUGUACUUCACAAGGAUAGAGUGGAGUUGCCUGGCCCCCCACCAGCGGGCGCUGUACAGGGAUGUGAUGCUGGAGAACUACGGGCACAUGGCCUCGCUGGGCUUUCUUGUUGCUAAACCAGCACUGAUCUCCCUCUUGGAGCAAGGGGAAGAGCCAGGGGCUUUGAUUCUGCAGGGGACUGAGGAGCAAGGGUCCACAGCCAGCCUGUGUCCAGAUUCUAGGAUGCAGGCUGGGGUCAAGGAAUCUUGUCUGAGGAGAGUGUCCUCUAAGCAGUUAGGACCACUGGGCACGGUUUGGGGGCGCCUCCCUGGGGGAAGGCCCAAGUUUCCUGAACGGAAUGGCAGUCCUGAGGAUGGGUCAGAUAAACGACUCCUCAACCCCAAGAGGGGCGGGCCUGGUGGGGACCUCAGCACAUCCCCCGCGGCCCGGGAGGAGAAGCGGCAAGGCUUGGGCCCCGCAGAUGCUGGAGGGGAGAGGGCGGACCGGUGUGCCUGCGGCAAGGGCUUCAAGUACGACUGGCUGCUGCUCAGGCACCAGGUCAUCCACACGGGGGCCAAGCCCUACCAGCGCACCGAGUGCAGCAAGGCCUUCAAGCAGAGCUCCAUCCUCCUGAGGCACCAGCUGAUCCACACGGGGGAGAAGCCCCACCAGUACGGCGAGUGCGGGAAGGCCUUCGGCCGCAGGUUCACCCUCAGUGAGCACUGCCGCAUCCACAGCGGGGAGAGGCCUUACACGUGCCUGCAGUGCGGGCAGCGCUUCAUCCGUGGGUCCUCGCUGCUCAAGCACCACAGACUGCAUGCCCCGGAGAGCCCCCAAGAAGACAGCGGCUGUCAGAAGCCCCUGCUCAGCGCGGCACAAAAGACCACCUCCGGGGACAGGAUCUACCAGUGCUCCGUGUGCCAGAAGCCCUUCCAACACAACUCCUUGCUCCUCCUGCACCAGAGGCUGCAUACGGGUGAGAAGCCGUUCGAGUGCAGGGAAUGUGGCAAAGCCUUCACGAAGUCCAACCUCACGCUGCACCAGAAGACCCACACCAAGGAGAAGCCCUUUGCCUGCACGGAGUGUGGCAAGGCUUUCCGCAGGAGCUACACACUGAACGAGCACUACCGGCUCCACAGCGGGGACAGGCCGUACCGCUGCCAGGCCUGCGGGAGGGCCUGCAGCCGGCUGUCCGCCCUCAUCCAGCACCAGAAAGUCCGCGGCCCAGAGUGUGCCUGGGAGGGCGGGAAGGACAGACGGCUUCCCCACUGGGCUCCCCACUGAGUUGAUAAACAUCAGAGAACCUGG